AUGGAUCUGUCGGUUCUGCCGAACAACAACCACCCGGAGAAGUUUCUCCAGCUCGACGUGAAUUCGCUGCCGGCCAGCCAUGGGAUAUUCCAGAUUGGGUUCGCGGCCGGGGCAGCGUUGUCCGGGCAACGGCAGUGGCAGAACCGUGUCUACUCUCAGAGGGAGCAAAGGAAUUUGAGUGGCCUAAGGCCCUCCCCUGAGGGCAGCCCUGUGUUAAUGGACAGUGUCCUGGUGAAGCAUAUCACCCCGGUCACUCUCAAAAACAAAAUCAAGACGAACCCUCUCUACUCAGACACAAGGACUGUUGGCGAUGAAUGGGAGAACAGGAAGUCAAAACCAUCCUGGACCGUCCAGGAGUUUGACAGACACUCGGUGCACCCCAACCUGGCGAACUAUUUAAAGGAGGACCCCGGGGACUUAAGCUUUUGGCUGGAGGAUCUCUACACUCCAGGCUACGACUCCCUUCUGAAGAAGACAGAGGCUGAACAAAAGAGGAACAAAAUCUGCAAAAUAGCAACUUCUGUGAUUCUGUCUGUGUGUGCCCUCAUUGUGAUCAUCACUGUGCCAAUUGUGGUCACACAGUAUAGAAACUGA
Messenger RNA from Megalops cyprinoides (Indo-Pacific tarpon), 594 nucleotides. RefSeq names its product major intrinsically disordered NOTCH2-binding receptor 1-like. The transcript is spliced from 3 exons. The coding region runs from base 1 to 594 and encodes 197 amino acids. Lineage: Eukaryota; Metazoa; Chordata; Actinopteri; Elopiformes; Megalopidae. The record is from RefSeq and is a predicted model, not a curated record.